Molecule: messenger RNA, 1080 nt
Organism: Rhinocladiella mackenziei CBS 650.93
Lineage: Eukaryota; Fungi; Ascomycota; Eurotiomycetes; Chaetothyriales; Herpotrichiellaceae
Exons: 3
Coding region: 1-1080 (359 amino acids)
Source: RefSeq, a predicted model, not a curated record
AUGUCAACAACGGCGAAAGAUGCUGCGCAGGCGAACCCACACAUGGAAUUAGAUCCUAAAUACGACGACUACGACUUUCCCACGACUUCCCCCGAAACCCAACCCGGACAUCCUGGCCACACAACCAAGGAACAAGAUGCUCAGGUAUUCCAGCUGAGGUUAAUGUUGGAACAAGAAGGAUAUACCCAGAGGCUGGACACCUUGACAUUGUUGCGGUUCCUACGGGCGCGCAAAUUCAACGUCGAACUGAGCAAACAAAUGUUUAUCAAAAAUGAGGCAUGGCGAAUGGAAUUUGGCACUGAUGAACUGGUCCGCACGUUUGACUACACGGAACGGCCUCAGAUGUUUCAGUACUACCCUCAAUAUUAUCACAAAACAGACAAGGAUGGCCGACCUGUGUACAUUGAACAGUACGGCAAAAUCGACUUAAAUGCCAUGUACAAGAUCUCCACCGCAGAACGCAUGGUUCAGAAUCUCGUGGUUGAGUACGAAAAGGUCGCCGACCCUCGACUGCCUGCCUGCUCUCGCAAGGCCGGUAAACUCCUCGAGACAUGCUGCACCAUUAUGGACAUGAAGGGGGUGGGCGUUGCCAAGAUCCCUUCUGUAUACGGCUACCUCAGAUCGGUCAGCGCCAUUUCCCAAGACUACUACCCUGAGCGCUUGGGUAAGCUGUACAUUAUCAACGCUCCAUGGGGCUUUAGCAGUAUCUUCAGCUUCAUAAAAACCUUCCUCGACCCAAUCACUGUCGCCAAGAUCCACGUCCUUGGUUCAGGUUACCAAACCGAACUUCUGGAGCAGGUUCCAGCAGAGAAUCUUCCAAAAGAAUUCGGCGGGACCUGCGAGUGCGAAGGCGGAUGUCAAUUUAGUGAUGAAGGCCCAUGGAAAGAUCCUCAAUGGGCUAAGCCACCCAAAUGGGCCCAGCAGGAUCCCACCACGGGCAAGGAUUCUGCAAGGACUGUCCAGCCCGCUCCCUCGGACGGUGCUCAGGAUCCCCUCACCAAAGACGACCCUGCUCCAGCUUCAGCCCCUACCGAGGCCGAGAACGUCCCUUCAGAGGGACCCAAGAUGCCCGUAUCAUAG